Molecule: messenger RNA, 1695 nt
Organism: Pseudozyma flocculosa PF-1
Lineage: Eukaryota; Fungi; Basidiomycota; Ustilaginomycetes; Ustilaginales; Ustilaginaceae
Exons: 6
Coding region: 1-1695 (564 amino acids)
Biological process (GO): (1->6)-beta-D-glucan biosynthetic process; fungal-type cell wall organization
Cellular component (GO): endoplasmic reticulum membrane; plasma membrane
Molecular function (GO): glucosidase activity
Source: RefSeq, a predicted model, not a curated record
AUGCUUGACCAGCCUCGAGAAGCCCGAGAGACUGUCGAUGCCUCGCAGCCCAGGUCCUCUGGCAAAGCGGGUAGUGCAGCCGCUGACCUGCAGAGCCUCUGGGGUAUAUCGGAGCACAGCUAUCUCGAGGACUGGCUCUUCGAGACUGGCGACGACGACGAAGACGACCUUGACGGAGUCACUAGCGACGCUCCUAAUCGCAAGUUCUCCGCCCUUUCAAGGCGGUGCAUCAUCAACAUCGGCACGCUCGUCCUCCUCACGGUCUCGCUGAUCCUGAUUUUCGUCAGCUAUCCGCUCGCAGUGGUCCGCGAUAUUGGCACGAGGAGCCUGAUCGGCGCCAACGGGACGGGCCAGAUCGCCGACAUUCCCAACAUCAUGCGUCUCAUCGACCCCAAGACGCCCAUCGAGGCCCGGACGUGGACAAAGCCGCUGGCGGAUCGCUCUUCCUUCCAUCUGGUCUUUUCCGACGAGUUCGAAACGGAGGGGAGGACGUUCUGGCCCGGCGACGAUCCCUUCUGGGAGGCCGUCGAUCUCCAUUACGCAGGUACCGAGGACUACGAGUGGUACACGCCCGAAGCGGUCAACACGAGCAGGGGCUUCCUCAACAUAGCCCUAGAGGAGCACGCGACCCGCGGCCGCAACUUUCGCUCCGGCAUGCUGCAGUCGUGGAACAAAUUCUGCUUCCAAGGCGGCUACAUCGAAGUGUCGGUCAUCCUCCCCGGUAGCCGAUUCAUGAGCGGCCUGUGGCCUGCCAUAUGGACCAUGGGCAACCUGGGAAGGCCAGGCUACCUGGGCUCAACGCACGGCAUGUGGCCGUACUCGUACAGCAGCUGCGAUGUCGGCAUACUGCCUAAUCAGACGUGGCUCAACAAGACAGGGCCGCCGGCCAAUCUGGAACGAUUGACCAAGACAGGCGUCCCCUUGAGCCAUCUGGACGGAAUGAGGACGCCGGCCUGCACCUGCCCCGAUGAGGACCAUCCCGGUCCGACCAUUCAUGUCGGACGCAGCGCCCCGGAGCUCGACAUCGUCGAGGUGCUGAGCACUGGCGGCAUCGGCACCGCAUCUCAGUCUUUCCAGCUGGGCCCCUUCGAUGCCGACUACAACUGGACGCAGUCGGCUCCCACCACGGUCCUCCACCAGAACUCAACCACAUUCAACCCAUGGCCCGGCGGUCCGUUUCAAGAGUCGAUCUCUGGGCUGACUCCGGUGCCGAACGACGCCUUUGAGCACGAUGGAGGGAGAGCCACCACAUUCGCCAUAGACUUCGAGCCCGACUGGCUCGGGGACGGGUCGGGUCACGUCACAUGGUACGUCGACGGCAAGCCGACCUGGACCGUCACGGGCAAGGCGAUUGGUCCUCGAGCCGACGUCGAGGUCGGCCAGCGGCUCAUUCCAGUGGAGCCGCUCGCGCUGGUCAUCAAUCUCGGCCUGAGCCCCGGCUGGAAUGCGCUGGAGUGGGACAAGCUGCGCUUUCCUGCGACGCUGAGGGUCGACUACGUGCGCGUCUACCAACGAGACGGCCGGCCGGACCGCAUUACGUGCGAUCCGCCCGACCACCCGACUGCGCGGUACAUUCAGGACCACAUGGACAUCUACACCGACUCUGACCUCGCCGUGUUCCCUCGAGAUGCCCAUCGAUGGCCGAAGAACAGGCUGACGCACAAUUGCAGCACCGGUCAGCCCCUCACCUCAUAG